This is a messenger RNA of Menidia menidia (Atlantic silverside), 2898 nucleotides long. The record is from the annotation of a GenBank genome assembly. NCBI's taxonomy places the organism in Eukaryota, Metazoa, Chordata, Actinopteri, Atheriniformes, Atherinopsidae.
GCUCAUGAACGGUUCGAAGAACCCAAGCUGGAGGCUGUUAGUGAGAACAACAUGGAGCUGGUCCAGGAUAUCCUGAAGGAGCUCAGCCCCCUGGCGCAGAGAAGCCAGGCAGCCGACGAGCUCGCACGCAUCCUGAAGGAGCCUCACUUUCAGUCCCUUCUGGAGACGCAUGAUUCUGUUGCAUCCAAAAACUACGAGACCCCUCCCCCCAGCCCCUGCUCGUUCAUGGACGCAGCCCUCAACAAUCAGCCAGUUCCGCCGGAUGCCGUCAGGAUGGUUGGAAUCCGUAAGGUGUCUGGUGAACACCUGGGAGUGACUUUUAGAGUGGAGAGUGGCGAACUGGUGAUUGCCAGGAUUCUUCAUGGAGGCAUGAUUGAUCAGCAAGGUCUGCUCCAUGUGGGGGACAUCAUCAAGGAGGUGAAUGGGAAGGAGGUGGGGAACGACCCCAAAGUGCUCCAAGAGAUGCUGAAGGAGGCGAGCGGCAGCGUGGUGCUGAAGAUCCUGCCAAGCUACCAGGAGCCCCACACAGCAAGACAGGCUUUUGUGAAGUGCCACUUUGAUUAUGAUCCAAGCAACGACAACCUGAUUCCCUGCAAGGAGGCAGGCCUCAGCUUCAGCAGUGGGGACAUUCUGCAGAUCUUUAACCAGGAGGACCUCAACUGGUGGCAGGCCUGUCACAUAGAAGGGGGCAGUGCGGGCCUGAUUCCGAGCCAGCUCCUUGAGGAAAAAAGAAAAGCAUUUGUGAAGAGAGAUCUGGAGCUGGCUACCACAGGUCCUCUGUGUGCAGGGAUGGGUGGUAAGAAGAAAAAAAAGAUGAUGUAUUUGACUACAAAGAAUGCAGAGUUCGAUCGGCAUGAGCUGCGGAUCUACGAGGAGGUUGCAAAAGUCCCGCCCUUCAGAAGGAAGACGCUGGUUUUGAUUGGAGCGCAGGGGGUCGGUCGCCGCAGCCUGAAGAACAAGCUGCUGGUGUCAGACACCCAGCGCUAUGGCACCACCAUACCCUUCACUUCCAGAAAACCCAAGGUUGAUGAGAGAGAUGGCCAGAUGUACUCUUUUAUGAGUCGUAACGAAAUGGAGUGCGAUAUCAAAAACGGGCGUUUCUUGGAGCAUGGCGAGUAUGACAGCAACCUGUACGGCACAAAGAUAAACUCCAUUCAUGAGGUGAUAGAAACAGGAAAGAUCUGCGUCCUGGAUGUCAACCCGCAGGCUCUCAAAAUCCUGCGGACGUCGGAAUUCCUGCCCUACGUCGUGUUCAUUGAAGCCCCAGACUUUGAAGUCCUCAAAGCAAUGAAUAGGUCAGCAAUCGAGUCGGGAGUGGUCACGAAACAGCUGACGGACUCCGAACUAAAGAGGACGGUUGAUGAGAGCGAGCGCAUUAAGAGGGCGUACGGACAUUACUUUGACAUUUGCAUUGUAAAUGACGGCCUGGAGGCGACGUUCCGAAGUCUACGCUUGGCGCUGGAGAAACUGUUAACGGAGCACCAGUGGGUGCCCGUCAGCUGGGUGUUUUGAGAGUCCCUGACAGCUCCCCACCAAUAAGUCAGACUCACAUGGUCGGGGGAAUAUUUAUCAUCGGAGCUGAACGUUGUAAAUCAGAGCAAAUGACCAGCCUCAUGUAGAGCAUUUUUUGUACAAACUUAGUGUUCCUCUGUUGAGCCCAAUGUUGAGUUGCAUCUUCUUUGUCAGGGCUCAGAAAGAUUCUUUUGAUGUUUGUUGGGAAGGAUUUAGAGCUGCUUAUGAGGUGUAGUGCAAUAGUGUGAGUGAGUGUGUGUGCGUUAUCAUAUAGAUUAAUGGAUCUGUUUCGUAAGUAACAGUGCUCGGUUUGGAGGUUUUUGGGGAAGGACAUUUUCAGCCUUUACAAAUCUUAAAUACUUUAUGUAGUGUAAUGUUUACAUUAGAUCAGUAGGGCGGGUUGAGGAAAGAUACCAAAUGUCAUGUUUAUAUUGAAUACUAUAGUUUGCCAUUUGAACACAUGGUAUGAUUGCAUGUGUUCAGGAAAUCUGUUUGAUUGUGAGCGUCACCUCUGAUUUGAAAAUGAAACAGCAAUAGGUCAUAUUGAAUAUACAUGCAAUACAUUUACUGAUACACUCCAAGAUGUUCACACACUCGCAAGGAUAUAUUCAGACACACAAAUAGAGUAGUGAAAUUUCCUCAUUAAUGCUACUGUCUCAGCUCCUUCUACCUUUCUUUUUAGCUUUUAUUACUAUGAGCGUUUUCUGUCCUUUGCUGGACAUGUUUCGGUUUAUUUGACGGGGAGAAUCAAGUCCAGUGAAUCAUAGUGUCUCACAAGUACCAGCUUUAUUCUGUUGGGUGUUUUAUUUGUAGCACUAAGAACAUUUCAGCCCUAACAAUGAAACCAGAAGAUACCUAAACAAGUAGCCUAGACCAGAUUAUGCAUCGUUAUAAUGAAGGGAAAUCCUAAAAGUUAAUAUUACACGUCAGAAAUUUGAUGGAAUUCUUUUUCAAUAUACUGACGUACCAACCGCAAACCAAAUUACCAGUGGCUUCGAUUUUAUGCUUACUUUUGCCUUAAUAUGGUUAAAAAGCCAAGGAAACACUUUUUUCCAUCGUGUAAAAUUUCUCUUUCUUUGUCCAUGUUCCUUCUUAGAAAAAAACAACUUGGUGACAUUAUUUAUUUAAUCUUUCUUUGAACCUGUAAGUACUGUCUUGUAAUUAAGAGUGUCUAGUUUAACAUGGAGAAACACUACAUGAACUGCCGGUGUGUAGAUGCUGUUCAACAGUUGCCCGGCUUAUUUGGUCUUCAUGAAAAAAAAAAAAAAAGUCAAAUUGUAACAGAUCAAACUAUUGUUUCACUUUUUACAAUCAAUCAACAUUUUUUUUAAUUGAAAGUCGCAACAUCAUAUCAAACAAUAAAAACAAUAUUUUAAAAAUACACAG